AUGCUAGCAAUUCUGGUGUCGGGAGGAAUUGUGUUGCAGAUACUGGCAUGUGCUUUGUACAACAAUUGGUGGCCAAUGUUAACAGUAUUAAUGUAUGUUCUUCUACCUAUGCCUCUGAUUUUCUUUGCUGGGUCAGAUACUUCCUCACUCUUCUCUGAAUCAGCGAGUAGUUGGGUAGAUGCAACAAAGUUCUUGACUGGAGCUUCAGCUGUUGGCAGCAUUGCUAUACCAAUUAUCUUAAAGCAUGCUGGAGUAAUUGGUUGGGGAGCCAUGGCAAUGGAACUCUCAUCCUUUUUCGUACUUGUCAUGGCUAUUUUGUGCUACCUCGGAACAAGCGAUGAUGAUGGAUACAUUACAUUUUGA
Fraxinus pennsylvanica is the source of this 363-nucleotide messenger RNA. NCBI's taxonomy places the organism in Eukaryota, Viridiplantae, Streptophyta, Magnoliopsida, Lamiales, Oleaceae. The record is from the annotation of a GenBank genome assembly.